Messenger RNA from Pseudopipra pipra, 1169 nucleotides. It is a transcript of the gene HAND1, whose product is annotated as heart and neural crest derivatives expressed 1. The record is from RefSeq and is a predicted model, not a curated record. Bases 198 to 806 code for a protein of 202 amino acids. NCBI's taxonomy places the organism in Eukaryota, Metazoa, Chordata, Aves, Passeriformes, Pipridae. Gene Ontology annotation, biological process: regulation of transcription by RNA polymerase II; heart development. Gene Ontology annotation, molecular function: RNA polymerase II transcription regulatory region sequence-specific DNA binding; DNA-binding transcription factor activity, RNA polymerase II-specific; protein dimerization activity. The transcript is spliced from 2 exons.
ACCAAAACCAAACCAAACAACAAACCCAAAACCCCAGACCCCGACCGCCCCACUCCAAACCCCACAGCAGCCUCCACCACCGCAGCCCCGCGCCGCAGCCGCGCUCCCCGCUGCCCACCGCGCCCGCCCGGCGGGGAGCGCCGCCCGCCCGGCCAUGGAGCGCUGCUGAGCGGCCCCCGGGGCCAGCGGGGCGGACCAUGAACCUGGUGGGGGGCUACCAGCACCACCACCACCACCACCAUCACCACCACAUGCUGCACGACCCUUUCCUUUUCGGGCCCGCGGCGCGGUGUCACCAGGAGCGCACCUACUUCCCCGGCUGGGUGCUCAACCCGGCCGAGGGGACCCCCGAGCUCGCCGGGCAGAGCCCGAGCUACGGCCCCGCCGAGUACGGCCCGGCCGGCCCGGGGCGGCUGGAGGCUCUCAGCGGCCGCCUGGGACGGCGAAAAGGAGUCGGGGGACCCAAGAAGGAGCGGCGGAGGACGGAGAGCAUCAACAGCGCCUUCGCAGAGCUCCGUGAGUGCAUCCCCAACGUGCCCGCCGACACCAAGCUCUCCAAGAUCAAGACCCUGCGCCUGGCCACCAGCUACAUCGCCUACCUGAUGGAGGUGCUGGCCAAGGACAGCCAGCCCGGGGACACCGAGGGCUUCAAAGCCGAGCUCAAGAAGGCCGACAGCAGGGAGAACAAGAGGAAAAGGGAGACGCAACCCGAGGUCUACUCGCAGCCUCUGGGUCACGGCGAGAAGAAGCUGAAGGGCCGAACGGGUUGGCCCCAGCAGGUCUGGGCUCUGGAACUGAACCCCUGAGGGCUGUCCCGGCGCCCCGACGGCGCUCCCCGCUCGCCCCUCCAUGUGCAAUGUCGGAGAUCCUGGCCUGGCCCCGGAGUCCAUCCAGGCGCAGGAUGCGGGGACCUGGCCUGGCCGCCCCCCUCCCGGACGGAUGCUCCGCGGGAGAGAGGCGAGAGCGCUUUGCGGGGCCGGGUCCUGCUCGCCCCGCCGGCAGCGGGGACCGGCCGGGCCCUUUCCCCGUCGCUCCUUCCCCCGUUUGCAGUAAUCGUUGCUCCUUCCCGCUGCCAGCAGCGAUCGGCGGCUCCUGCCCCCCUGGGUCGGGCUAAAACGGUUCGAUUCGUUUGCUGUUGUAAAUACGAGUCCCCGACCCCUUCCCGACCC